UUAGCUACUGCUCUUCUGGGCUCUCGUGCUGUGGCACAGGUGUGUGAAUCAUAUGGUGUAGACUUCCAGACCAACGGAGACUACUUCCAAAACAUCAGUUCCACAGCCCCCUUCACCUUUGCUUCGAUCUUCGAAGGAUGUCAGAACGAUACUGCUAACAACAUCCUUGUUGAUCCGAAUGGCAACGAGUACCAAUGCACAGACACUCCUCUCCAACCUGACGAUGUCAUUGAACUGUCAACAUGUCCCAUGGACAAGAACGAGAUGUGGACUGGUGACUGGUCCCUUUUGAUCAUCUCGAACAACGGAGAUGGGGACCCUAUCGCGUACGAGCGUGAUUUCUAUCUUAGUGUUGGCAUUCCUUCAACCAUAACAUACACUCCCACAGUGACC
Aureobasidium melanogenum CBS 110374 is the source of this 393-nucleotide messenger RNA. RefSeq lists its product as uncharacterized. NCBI's taxonomy places the organism in Eukaryota, Fungi, Ascomycota, Dothideomycetes, Dothideales, Saccotheciaceae. The annotation marks the transcript as partial. The record is from RefSeq and is a predicted model, not a curated record. The transcript has a single exon.